This is a messenger RNA of Alternaria novae-zelandiae, 3297 nucleotides long. RefSeq lists its product as uncharacterized. The coding region runs from base 1 to 3297 and encodes 1098 amino acids. Gene Ontology annotation, cellular component: mitochondrion; cytosol. The transcript has 2 exons. Gene Ontology annotation, biological process: peptide catabolic process. The record is from RefSeq and is a predicted model, not a curated record. NCBI's taxonomy places the organism in Eukaryota, Fungi, Ascomycota, Dothideomycetes, Pleosporales, Pleosporaceae. Gene Ontology annotation, molecular function: metal ion binding; metalloendopeptidase activity.
AUGGCGGAAGAGCUAGGACGAGAGGCCGGGGGGAGGUCGCGCAUAGAAGACCUGGAAAGGCCACAACUCGACGAUCGCUCCUACCGAAUCAUCACUCUACCAAAUCAACUAGAGGUCCUAUUGAUACACGAGGCGGGGACGGACAAGGCUAGUGCGGCGCUGGAUGUCAAUGUGGGCAGCUUCAGCGAUGCGCCGGAUAUGCCGGGUAUCGCGCACGCGGUGGAACAUCUGCUGUUCAUGGGGACUGAGAAGUACCCAGAGGAGAACGCCUACAACCAAUAUCUGACACGCCACGGCGGGUAUUCGAAUGCCUUCACAGCCUCUACCUCAACCAACUACUACUUUGAGCUUUCAUACCCUUCCUCCACACCUGCGAGCAGCCAAACCGCAUCGCCAGACGUGUCACAAACUAAUCUGUCAGAGUCCAAGGACGAGUCGCCGCUAUGGGGAGGGCUGGACCGCUUCGGCCAGUUCUUCAUCAGUCCUCUGUUCUUGGAAGACACGGUCGAUCGCGAGCUCAAGGCUGUGGACUCAGAGAAUAAGAAGAACCUCCAAAAUGAUACCUGGCGGAUGCAUCAGCUUAACAAGGCAUUGGCCAAUCCAGAUCAUCCCUACAACCAUUUCUCGACCGGAAGCUACAAGACCCUCCAUGACGAGCCCAUAGCACGAGGCGUGAAGAUUCGAGACGAGUUUAUCAAGUUUCACUCAACGCACUAUUCUGCAAACCGGAUGAAGUUAGUCGUCCUAGGCCGAGAGAGCCUUGACACACUGGAAACAUGGGUGGAGGAGAUCUUCGCUAAAGUCCCGAACAAGAACCUUGGACAAAAUCGAUGGGAUAUGCCCGUUUACACUGGGAAUGAACUGUUGACACAGACGUUUGCCAGACCGGUCUUGGAAUCACGGUCGUUAGAGCUUACAUUCGCCUAUCGCGAUGAAGAGAAGUUUUACGAGUCACAUCCUUCAAGAUACCUUAGUCACUUGCUCGGUCACGAAGGUCCCGGUAGCAUCCUUGCACACAUCAAAGCAAAGGGCUGGGCGAACGGACUUGGUGCUGGAGGCUCUACCCUAUGCCCUGGCUCAGGGCUGUUCACUGUCAAUAUCAAAUUGACCGAGGAGGGGCUCAAGAAUUACAAAGAGGUUGCCAAGCUUGUCUUCCAAUACAUCGGAUUGAUGCGCGAUCAGCCACCUCUCGAAUGGGUAGUCGAGGAGCAAAUGCGGAUCAGUGAAGUGGAGUUCCGAUUUAAGCAAAAGAGCCCACCUAGCCGCACUGCCAGUGGUCUCGCCGGUAUCAUGCAGAGGCCUUACGACCGCAAGAUGCUUCUAAGCGGUCCAGCCAUCAUCAAGAAGUUCGAUGCCCAGCUGAUCAGUGAGGCUAUGUCCUACCUUCGACCAGACAACUUCAGGAUGACGAUCAUUAGUCAAGAUUUCCCAGGUGGAUGGGAUCAAAAGGAAAAGUGGUAUGGAACAGAGCACAAGGUCGAAAAUAUGCCAGAAGACUUCCUUGCCGAGAUCAGACAAGCAUUCGAGAGCAAGAGCCGGCCGGCAGAGCUACACUUCCCGCACAAGAAUGAGUUCAUCCCGACCCGGCUCGAAGUAGAGAAGAAAGAGGUUGAACAGCCGACCAAGGAGCCGAAGCUCAUCCGCCACGACGACAACGUGCGCAUCUGGUGGAAGAAGGAUGAUCAGUUCUGGGUACCCAAGGCUAACGUUCAUAUCUACUUCCGAACACCCAUCACCAGCAUCACAGCUCGUAUCACGUUAUUGUGCACGCUCUAUCGUGAGCUUGUAAAUGACGCUCUAGUGGAGUAUUCCUACGACGCCGACCUAUCCGGUUUGGUCUACGACUUCACCAACCACAUCAGUGGCCUUUCGAUUACCGUCAGCGGCUACAACGACAAGUUGCACGUAUUGCUGGAGAAGGUCUUACUGCAAGUACGGGAUCUUGAAGUAUCAGAAGAUCGUUUCAGGAUCAUUCACGACCGUAUGCUUCGUUCUCUACGCAACUGGGAGUACGGGCAGCCUUUCCAUCAGGUUGGGACAUACUCUCGGCAAUUCAAGAGUGAGAAGAGCGUAAUGAACGACGAACUUCUUCCAGAGCUUGAGAACGUGACGGCUCAGGACGUACAGCAGUUCUUCCCGCAAAUCCUGGCGCAAUGUCAAAUCGAGGUUUUGGCACAUGGCAACCUAUACAAGGAGGAAGCUCUGAAGAUUACUGAUCUAGUAGAACGCACUAUAAAGCCAAGGAGACUGCCAUCGAAUCAGUUACCUACACGCCGGGGACUCAUCUGGCCAUCCGGCAGUAACUUCAUCUACGAGAAACAACUAAAAGAUCCCCAAAACGUCAAUCACUGCAUCGAAUAUAGCUUAUAUGCCGGUCACCGUUACGACAGCGUCACGCGCGCCAAGCUCCUGCUUCUUGGGCAGAUGACGGACGAGCCGUGUUUCAAUCAACUUCGUACCAUUGAGCAGCUUGGCUAUGUCGUGUUCUCUGGCCCUAGCUUCCACGACAUUUGGUCAGGAUAUCGCAUUCUCAUCCAGAGUGAGAAAGAUUGUCGGUACCUUGAAGGUCGCAUCGAGAACUUCCUCAACACGUUCGAGCAGACACUAAACGACAUGAAUGAGGAAGACUUUGAGAGUCACAAGCGUGCGAUGAUUAACAAGAGGCUCGCGAAACUGAAGAAUCUAUCGUCGGAGGACAAUAGGUUCUGGAAUCACAUUUACAGUGAUUCGUAUGAUUUCCUGCAAGCCGAUGUUGAUGCUGCGACUAUCGAGAAGCUUACCAAGAAGGACAUGGUAGACUUCUACAGUCACUACAUCUCGACUUCAUCCUCUCAACGAUCCAAACUCUCAGUACAUCUACAAGCGCAAGCCAAGGCCAAGGAGCCCUCGCUCGAGGAGAAGAAGACUGCCGCCGCCGCUGCGCUCAAAAUCAUUCUCGCCGAACACAAGAUCACAACCAAUAACGAAGCUUUCGAGGGGCGCAUCAAGGACGCAUCGUCCAAUGCGGCUAUCUCAGAUGCAGUUGCCAGCCACCUCACUGACAAUCUCAAGAUCGAGAAGGAAGUCGCUAACAAGAUCCUCGACGAAGCAAAGGCUGCAUUAGGUGUAGCAGAUUCAGGUCUGCCGGCCGCGCCUCAGGCCCUAGAUACGAGUGCAGAUGUCAAGAGCGUAGUGGAUGCUUCACAGCCUGUUCUUAUCGAGGAUGUGCAUGCUUGGAAGGCGAGUAUGCAAGUCAGCACCGGUGUUCGACCGGUGCGAAACUUGGAAGACUUCGUCGAGGUUGCUGAGAAGCUGUGA